ACUACAUGCAUGUAGUAGUUGAACUACGUAGAAUGUUUACUGCGUGCACUGUUUUCAUUUGUGCGCUUAUCAUUUCGAAUGCGUAGCGUCGUCGGAACUUUCCAUCGCUGUUCGCUUUUUUUUCCCUGAUUGAAUAAUCGACGCGAAGAGCGCAAGCAUGGCUAACUUGAAACUGAUCAAAAACUUGAACUUGCCGACGAGGAUCAAUCGGUGCAUCUCAACGACGCCGACAAAACAAGAAUGGUUGUCAAAACUGAUGGUGCGCAAGAUAGAGCCGACGAAAGAGUCGCAUAGUCGCAUGCUGAGUGAUAAAGAAAUUGUGUAUUCGCUGCAAACACACAAUUAUCGGCCGGAUUGUAAAAAACAAUACUUAGAAAAUGUCAAAAAACACAUGCAAUUAUUCAACUCAAUCAAAGAAAUCAACGAUGGAGUGGACCUAGUAGGUUCCUGGACUGUCAACGUCGGCGACCAAGACCAAGCUCUGCAUUUAUGGCAAUUCCGCGGCGGGUUCCAAACAAUCGACGAAACCACGCAGAUUCUCGCCGAGAACUCCGACUACAUCAAACUACAAGAAGAACAAGCUAAACUAAUGCGUUCCAGACAUCUACAGUAUCUACUCGCAUUCAGUUACUGGCCAGGAAUAGAGAAAAAACCUGCGAAAAACAUCUACGAAAUACGUUCGUAUGCCCUCAAACCAGGCACCAUGAUUGAAUGGGGCAACAAUUGGGCCCGCGCCAUUAAAGUCAGACAAAACAACCAGGAACCCUUCGCUGGGUUCUUCAGUCAGAUUGGGAGACUGUAUAAUGUGCAUCACAUCUGGUGUUAUAAAGAUUUAAACACUCGUAAAGAAACCCGUGAAAGCGCAUGGCGCACACCCGGCUGGGAUGAGUGUGUUGCCUAUACUGUUCCAUUAAUCCGCGAGAUGCAUUGUCGUAUUCUGGUCCCCACCGAAUUCUCGCCGACACAAUAACAGGUAGGUACGCAGAGAUAUUUUUUGUAUCGAAAACAUAUAAUAUACACAAUGUUACAAUAAUAUAAAGCUAAUCUACGAA
This is a messenger RNA of Dalotia coriaria, 1052 nucleotides long. It is a transcript of the gene Nipsnap, whose product is annotated as protein nipsnap. The record is from RefSeq and is a predicted model, not a curated record. The transcript has 4 exons. Lineage: Eukaryota; Metazoa; Arthropoda; Insecta; Coleoptera; Staphylinidae. Bases 158 to 970 code for a protein of 270 amino acids. Gene Ontology annotation, cellular component: mitochondrion.